This is a messenger RNA of Meloidogyne enterolobii, 1121 nucleotides long. NCBI's taxonomy places the organism in Eukaryota, Metazoa, Nematoda, Chromadorea, Rhabditida, Meloidogynidae. The record is from the annotation of a GenBank genome assembly.
UUGUAAAAUUCUCUUCUUGUUAUUGUUAGCUUGUUUGCAUGAUUGUUCACUUGUUUGUUGCUCCUCCUUUUUCAGCUUCUUUUUCCACUUAUUUUCUUCCCUUUUAGUUCUUUUGCACUCCACAAUUGUGGGUUCUUGGCUGGCUGAGAACAAGCUUAGGGCGCAGGAUAAAAUACCCUUAAAUGGGGAAAGUGAAAGCAUCCAGUCGGGGGAAACGAUAUUUGUAUAUAUUUAUACAUUUAUUUUUUGGUAUUGCCUUUCUUUUAUUUUCUUCUUCAUCUUCCAGAAUAUUUUCUUUUUCUUGCCCAUCAUUUAAGCUUGAAAAAGGAAAUGGUUGAGCAUUUCCCGGUUGACAGCCUUUGUCUUCUUCCAUCAAAAAUUUUUGAAUGGGCAAAUAGAGGAGGAGGAUAAAUUCUUUUAGUUGCCAGAUUUGACUUUAAAAAUAUAUUUAUUAAUUCGUCCUAUGAAAGUGAACAGGAUAUCAUACAUUUUGUAACAAUUCUCUUUCACAUUUUUGAGAAGAAUUUCUUUAAAAUUUAUUUCAAACAUUUUUUAAAGUUUUUUAAAAAUUAUUUCCAAUUAUUUUAGUUGAAAGAUUAUUUUCAAAUUUUAACUACCAUCCCGAAUGGAUGGCCGAACCCAGAGCCUUUGUGCAGUUUGCGGCACUUUUCCACCUAUUUAUUCUUUUCUGUUUUCUUAACCUUCUUCUAAUAGAAAGUCAGUGCUCAGCAGAAAGAAAAGCCUUUUUUCGUCGAAAUUCUCGUCAUCUUCGCCGACUUUCACGUCUCUAUGAUUGGGAAGUAGACGAAUUUGGAUCAUUUAGGCCAGUAAUCCCAAUAACACAAAAUCAAAGAUUUCUUCGCCAAAUUAAACAAGAAAAUGAAGAAAAAUUAGAAAUUAAAAUAAAUAAUAAUCAACAACAAAUAUGUGCAAAUGAUUCCUAUAUUCUUGAUAAAUUACUUAUUAAUUAUAAUAGACAUAAAAUUCCUGGUGGAAAAGUUGAAGUUAUGGUUGAGGUUUGGGUGCAGGAAAUUACAACAAUUUCUGUUAGACAUUUAUAUCAGCGAAAUGUGGAGGGAUCAAGCUUUGGAUUAUUCUUGGAUGGAACCUUGCAAAUAUAA